AUGUCAGAUUCCAACACAACCAAGUUCAGCAACCCCUGCACCUUCAUCCUACUGGGAAUUCCUGGCCUGGAGGCUGCCCAUGUCUGGAUCUCCAUCCCCUUCUGCGCUAUGUACGCCAUAGCCAUCUUGGGGAACUUCAGCAUCCUGUUCAUUGUGAAGAGGAAGCCGAGCCUCCAUGUGCCCAUGUACUAUUUCCUCUGUAUGCUGGCCGUCACCGACCUGGUCCUGUCCACGUCCACACUGCCCAAAAUGCUGAGCAUCUUCUGGUUCAAUUCCAGGGAGAUCGAUUUCAGUGCCUGCCUCGCCCAAAUGUACUUCCUUCGCUGCUCCUCAGUGAUGGAGUCAGGGAUCUUUGUUGCCAUGGCAGUGGAUCGCUAUGUGGCCAUCUGUGAUCCCCUUAGACAUUUCACCACCAUGACAAACCGCAUGGUGUUCAAGAUUGGACUGGCCAUAGUGCUGCGUGGUGCCAUGCUGGUACUGCCUUAUCCCUUCCUGACAAGGCGUUGGCCAUAUUGCAGGACCAACAUCAUCCCGCAUACGUACUGUGAGCACAUGGCUGUGGUGAAGCUGGCCUGCACCGAAACACCUGUUAGUAUCUACUAUGGUCUCUUUGUGGCAUUCUGUGUGCCUGGUCUGGAUGUGUUUUUCAUCGCCGUGUCCUAUAUUCUGAUCCUUAGGGCCAUCUUCAGCCUCCCCACAAAGGACGCCCGGCUCAAGACUUUUGGGACCUGUGUCUCCCACCUCUGUGCCAUCUUAACCUUUUACAUACCAGUUAUCUUCUCCUCCCUCACAUACCGUUUUGGCCACAAUGUGGCCCUAUGGUUUCAUGUUCUCAUGGCCAAUGUGUACCUCCUGGUGCCUCCCAUGCUAAACCCAAUCAUCUAUGGGAUAAGGACCAAACAGAUCUGGAAAUGGCUGCUCCAGCUGGUUACUCAUAAAGGAACCUAA
This is a messenger RNA of Trachemys scripta elegans, 948 nucleotides long. Its product is annotated as olfactory receptor 52R1-like. The transcript has a single exon. Lineage: Eukaryota; Metazoa; Chordata; Testudines; Emydidae. Gene Ontology annotation, biological process: G protein-coupled receptor signaling pathway. Bases 1 to 948 code for a protein of 315 amino acids. Gene Ontology annotation, cellular component: membrane. Gene Ontology annotation, molecular function: olfactory receptor activity; G protein-coupled receptor activity. The record is from RefSeq and is a predicted model, not a curated record.